GUCUGCAGUUCCCGGCAAAUUCUAUCCCAGCUUUAUCAUCAUAACAGCAAGCUUUCGUCUUUUCGCAUCGAUUCCGGCCAGUCACUUCCAAACGCCAACUGGAUCCAUAGAUCAAAUUGACAUCCUCUCGUUUCGGUUUAUUUAACAACACUUCCACUUCCGACGCCGACAUCGUCUACUAUCGCGACUUUGCGAAUAAAGAUUCUACGUCUACACCCACAACCAAGGCCUUCAACGAACCACCGACAUCAUGAGUGGACCGCGCGAAGAGUAUACCAUCCCCACGUCGCAGGGCGGCGCCGCCAGCUCCCAAGGUGCUAGCCGUGGCAACAUCUUCGACACCAUGGACCCCAGCGCCGGCCUCGCGACGAUGCACUACAUCUGCGGCGACUGCGGAACCAAGUUCCCGUUGAAGCGUAACGAUCCUAUUCGGUGCAAGGAAUGCGGUUGCCGUGUUCUUUACAAGGAACGCACGAAGAGGAUGGUGCAGUUCGAGGCCCGAUAAAGGCCAAUUACAACGCCUAUAGUAUCCUGAGCCUCGAAUUAGACGCCAGGGGAGCCAGGCAUAGCAACGAAAUCUGGUAGUACUACUAUGGCUAUCCUAGAGGCAAAUAAUUUGUGAAAUGGACGAACGAGUGACGGAAUGAAGUGAGACGCUCGUCAUCUAUAGAUGAGAGUGAGCUCAGCGGUCUACUCUCUUCGACAAAUCUCUCGCCAGGUCUUCUACUCAUGCAGGGUGAUACCAGAAAAAUCUGUACCAACAGGAAAUGCAUGCUCUUUCUUAAUAGCCUAAGCAAAUUGGAGUUUGGGAGUUUCUAGGAAUCGAAUCAAUGUAAUCUGAGAUUUCUCAGCAAAUCGGAAA
Annulohypoxylon truncatum is the source of this 862-nucleotide messenger RNA. RefSeq names its product DNA directed RNA polymerase. The transcript is spliced from 2 exons. Gene Ontology annotation, molecular function: zinc ion binding; DNA binding; DNA-directed RNA polymerase activity. The coding region runs from base 251 to 505 and encodes 84 amino acids. Gene Ontology annotation, biological process: DNA-templated transcription. The record is from RefSeq and is a predicted model, not a curated record. Gene Ontology annotation, cellular component: RNA polymerase II, core complex; RNA polymerase I complex; RNA polymerase III complex. Lineage: Eukaryota; Fungi; Ascomycota; Sordariomycetes; Xylariales; Hypoxylaceae.